This is a messenger RNA of Labrus mixtus (cuckoo wrasse), 2394 nucleotides long. RefSeq names its product stomatin (EPB72)-like 2 (gene stoml2). Lineage: Eukaryota; Metazoa; Chordata; Actinopteri; Labriformes; Labridae. Gene Ontology annotation, cellular component: membrane. The record is from RefSeq and is a predicted model, not a curated record. Bases 138 to 1181 code for a protein of 347 amino acids. The transcript has 10 exons.
CCUUUCACCGCUGCACCACUGAUGUAACUUUCAUUUCCUGAACCAGCAGCAAGGGUCACACUACACAUGAGUAGAGUUUGAUAAGUGUCCAGUGAACGAGUCUGAACCGUCUUCAAUCAUUUCUCUACAUUUAAAGGAUGUUACGGACUCUGUGUCGGGCCGGCGGAGCUCUUCUGAAGCAAAGCCAGUGCACAGCACCGAGGUUGUGGAUCACACCAGCCCAGCAGCGAUGGGCGUCCAGCCUCCCCAUGAACACCGUGGUCCUGUUUGUGCCCCAACAGGAAGCCUGGGUGGUUGAGAGAAUGGGUCGCUUCCAUCGGAUCUUGGAGCCGGGUUUAAACUUCCUCAUACCUUUACUUGACCGAGUUCGCUAUGUGCAAAGUCUCAAAGAGAUCGUUAUUGAUGUCCCAGAGCAGUCUGCAGUAUCUCUAGAUAAUGUAACACUACAGAUUGAUGGAGUGCUCUACUUAAGGAUCCUGGACCCCUUUAAGGCCAGCUACGGUGUGGAGGAUCCAGAGUAUGCAGUCACACAGUUGGCACAGACCACCAUGAGGUCAGAACUGGGAAAACUCACACUGGACAAAGUGUUCAGGGAAAGGGAGUGCCUGAACUCCAACAUCGUCCAUUCCAUCAACCAGGCUUCAGAUGAUUGGGGAAUCCGGUGUCUUCGUUAUGAAAUCAAAGAUAUACACGUUCCGCCUCGUGUCAAGGAAUCCAUGCAGAUGCAGGUGGAGGCGGAACGGAAGAAGAGAGCCACAGUGCUGGAGUCUGAAGGGACGAGGGAAGCAGCCAUUAACGUCGCAGAGGGUCAAAAACAAGCUCAGAUUCUGGCAUCAGAGGGUGAAAAGGCUGAAAACAUCAAUAAAGCGGCUGGUGAGGCCCAAGCCAUCAUGGCAAAAGCAGAAGCGAAGGCAAAAGCUAUUUGUGUGCUGUCAGAGGCUCUGACUGAACAUAAUGGAAAUGCAGCCGCUUCUCUGAGUGUGGCCGAGCAGUACGUGUCUGCUUUCUCCAACCUCGCCAAAGAGUCCAACACCAUCCUUCUGCCCUCCAAUUCCGGCGACAUUACCGGAAUGGUCACACAGGCUAUGAGCAUUUAUGGCACAUUGGCAAAGACGAACCAGAAAGCAGCGGUGGAGAAAAAGAGCGAAGAGCAUGUGAAGCAGUCUACAUCAACCCAAUAACAGCAACUCAGUGAAUGAACUCGGAGCAGUAACAAAAGACACAGAAGCAGAUUAUGUUGAACAGUCUCUGAGCUCAUACCUUCUGACGGCAGGCAAACGGAGACACUUCAUCAAACUGCCUUAGUGUCCUUUUGAAAGCAGGAUAUUAAAUGUUAACUGACCGUUGUUUAUGUUCAGAAUUGUACAAUUGGAGUUUGACAGCAGCCUUUAGUCAAAUAAAGUCUUACCCAAGAUUUUGGCAGGCUAACAAAAUGAAGAGUUUGAAGGGGUUUAUCUUUCACUGAUGCCAGUAGAUGAACAUGUAAGACAUGGAUAUUAUGCAGGACAUGGUUUCUUUGCAUAAAGUUAUUUUUGCGCAAUUUAAAACCUUGGGUAUAUGUAUUUCUUCACAGACCCAUGGGGGGUUACAGUGUUUUAUCCUUUUGCAUUUUUUCCAAGGGCUGGUCCAAAUAACUGUUCUGGUUCUUCAGGCUCAUUAGUGUUAAUGUGGUAAUAAAACAUAGCUUUGGUGAGCCCUCUGCUGUGAAACAGAUAGUUUGCAGGCGUCAGUGACAAUUUUUCAACCGUCUUCAGCUUUUUUGGGACCAGCAACUUCAUGCAGCUACAUAAGACGUCCGGCAGGAUGCAUCAGAAUUGUAGAAAGUUUCCCAGAGUGUAGUUUAUUUAAAACUUGGCCCAUGUUAGAUUACUAUAUAUUGUUUCCCUGAAAGAACUAAUCCAGUACCUGUCCCAGGACAUUCAUGAGAAGUUGUCUGCUUUGAAAUCAUUCAGAAAUAACUCCCAUCCACAAACAAGUAUAGAAAGUCAGCCUUCAGAGCAAAUGUUUUUGUGUUUUUUGUUUUCACCUCGUAUGUCUUAUGGGUAUGUAUUUAUUACGUUUCAUGCUUCUCUGUAAAAAGUUUGUCAAUUUCCAUAAAGCUUAAAGGUUUAUGAAAAAUAACAGUAAUGCAAAAGUGAAACUGGCACUCUGACACUUGCAGAGUUCAGUAGGUUUACAGUUUGGCGGAAUAUGCUGUUAUGAAGCACUUGUGUUGAAAAAAAAACUAAGACAAUUUGUAUAGAAAAAUGAAUGAAAAACAGCUGGAGUUUGGAAAUCAUUUAACUUACAGAAUGAUUUGAAGUAUGUUAAAGUUGCCCAGUAUGAUCUAGUUCACUGUUUAAGUUUAGCAAUAUUAAAUUACUAUGAAAAUAAAAAAAUAAAGUUUGUAAAGUC